Messenger RNA from Monomorium pharaonis (pharaoh ant), 1320 nucleotides. RefSeq lists its product as uncharacterized. The transcript has 2 exons. Lineage: Eukaryota; Metazoa; Arthropoda; Insecta; Hymenoptera; Formicidae. The record is from RefSeq and is a predicted model, not a curated record. The coding region runs from base 365 to 1099 and encodes 244 amino acids.
UGGUCGCACUGCGUCAAUCGGGUGUGCGAUGUUGUCGUCUGUCGAUAUACGGAUGAAUCGUAUGGGGCGCACGUCGAAAUUAGUGGUUAUGAGACGCGAAGGUCGGCUAACUUUUUUUUAAGGAGCGAGGCAGCCACUUCUAUUUAAUUCGCGUCGAUUGUCGUGACGGUGGUAGGGUCGACGAGGGGAGAUUCGUUGUGUCGCCUUUUAACGAUUCGGAACGGGGAAACACGUGGGGAUCAUGCGGUCGAACCUUCUCGCGAUUUGUUUUGCUGGAACAAUCGGUGUGUUGUAGGCCAGUAAAAACGUGAAUACGGGAGAAAUAUUUGCGUCGACGUUUUAGAUUCUAAAAUUUAGAAUAAUCAUGGAGACCGUUAAACAUUUGUGGAAUGUCAAUCAGUUCAUGACGAGGCUGAAGAGUAUACCGUUGAUCAUGGACUUACAGUUACAUUACAUGCAAAAAUGUAAAAAUCUCAGCAACAUUGUGCAGCUGCCACAGCAGAAUUUUGGACCAUUGGUAACAUGUUCACAUUGCGGAUCACUUUGGAAUACGAUGGAUCACCAAGUUCGGAUAUCGAGUGGCAAAAAAAUAUCUAAAUCGGUGAAAAAGAUCAUGCGGUACGUGAAUGAAAAUCCAGGUCAAAGGAUUCCAAAGGUUCGUGCGACUUUGGUGCAGAAAUCUAUGAAAAAUGAGAUGAACAGGUUGGUCAUUACAUGUUCUGUCUGCUCCAAGAACACCAAAUUACCGUUCAGGAAGAAAGCCCGCUUGAAGUCAGUUGAGUUGAAUAUUUCACAGACAGAGACACCACAAAGUAAUCGAAGUAAAAAGAAAAAGAAGAAACACAAAGAUAAAACUGCUGGUUUAAAUAUCUCGGGUUGUACACCUGUAUCGCAAUUGAACAAGAGGGACAAUAGUAAAACGCCUAUAAUGUCAUCUGUAGUCAUGCCUAAAAUAAUAUCAAGUAACAAGAAGUUAUCUACUUCUCCUAAAAAACCCAAGAAAUUGAAUAUAAAGCGUUUAAAACGUAUCAUGGAGAACAAGACGGCAACACCUACAACAAGAAAAAACUUGCACAGUUUUCUAUCCGAACUAUAUUGAAAAAAACGUUAAUAUUUAUAUAUUGCAAUAUGUAUAUAUUGUAAAUAUUUUUGGAUAUUUAAUACAUAAUAUUUUUUAACAAAUAAUUUAAAAUAAAUGUCCUAACUCAAUUGUUAGAUAUAUAAUUAAAAUUUCAAAUUUAGAGCAAUGUCUUAUCUCUAAGAUAUUAAUAGAUAAAAAUAUAAAGGUGAAUGUAUGGAUCGAUACAUUCGUUCAUAAAA